UGAGGCACACAGUCGUGUGUGUGUUUGUUGGUGUUGGUGUUGUAAAGGCGCGCUCCUACUAAUUGCCGUCGAAAAAAAAUUCAAUAAACUAAAUUACAUAAAAACAUGGAAGCCCGCACGCAUGGCGGGAGGCUAGCCCGCCAAUUUUCAAUAAAAAUGAUGCAAAGUUUUCAAAAAUUGUGAUUUACGUUGCGAGGGAGAGAGAGAGCACCCUCUAGGAUUUCGUCACGACGAUCUGUUCAGGAUUAGCCCUUCGAGCGUAGAGUCCAAGUGAAGAGAUUCCAGCGAUUCUACCGUGAGAGAGAGAGAGAGAGGAGCGACCCAAAUGCCCAAAUCACAACGAUGGCACCAGCGCUCACAGCCGAGCCACUAAGUCCCAAGGAGAAGCUGACCAGCACCGCCUCGCCCUCGGCCUCGAUCCGCAGCUCCUCCUCCUCUGGCGGAGACGGCGGCGGCAGCGGCGGCGGCAUUGGAGCGGGCCUGGCCAAGAAGCCAUCAACGCCCACACCGGCCACGGCCACCACGCGGGUCACCCGUUCGGCGUCAGCUGCCCAGCAGCGGUCACCGCUAGUGAACAACAACAACAACAAUAAGCGAAAAUCAAAUAAUAGCAUCAAGCCGACUAGUAAUGAUACAAUGGGGCUGAGCACGGCCCCCAAUCCGCAUAGCAGUAGCAGUACAGUGGCGGCUGCUGCCGAGCCCGUGGUGGUGGCCUCCACCAGCGAGAGCAGCAACAGCGCCGCCAACUCCAGCACCACCUCCAGCCCCCUGAAGGACAACUCGACGGCCCAGCUCCUGGCGGAUCUGACCAUCAACUUCGAGGAGACCCUGUCCGCGGAGAUCUGUCUGAGGAAGACCUUACCCGAAGUCAGUUUGGGUAAGGAGCCGGCGACGUCGGCCGCUGUCACGGGUGCCGGCCCAAAGUCCGCCGUAGAAGUGGCAGUGGCCGGCCAGUUACUGAUCCCCGCCACGGAGGAGCUGCCAAAGAUAGAAACCGAUAACUUGGAGGAACGCCUUAGUCAGCUGGAUGGCAACGCCAGUGGGAUUCCCGAGGAGCAGCUGGCGGCCCAGCUGCCUCCGCCCCCGGCGAUUGCCCAGCAGGAGCCACCAGCUGCGCCGAGCACACCCAGCAGGCCCCAGCAGCCAGUGCAUCCACAGUUGGAAUCGCCGCAGCAGGCGCGGCACCAACAGAUGACGCCUCAGAGCACCACCAGCUCCAUUAACUUCCUCAAGGACGGAGCUGCGGGCGAAGUUCUCGAGGACCAGGACAUCGAGGAGGUUCUAAAGGCCCUGAAGACCUUCGACGGCGAGUUCUUCAGUGAUGUGUGGGAGGAGGCCGCGCCAGCUGCGCCGAUAGCGACAGCGGCACCGGCCAACCUCCCGGAACUUGCCGAGGAUACCAAGCCGAGCAUUUCCAGUGCGAGCGUGGUGACACCUGCGAAGCCGGAGCGGCCCUGGCAGGAGAGCCAUGCCGAGCUAGAGCAGCAGCAGCACGUCCUUAACCGGCGGAUCGAGUUCAUGCUGCGACGCAUGCGGAAGUAUCAGGCGCGUCAGAUGUGCCGGCACACCAGCGACGAGGUAGCCGGCAUCUUCGAAUGGUCCGCCCGAUCUUCCCACAAGACACCCAACCCGGUGCGGAGUUCCACGCUGACGGAGCAGGAGGCCACGGUACAGUCCAUUGUGUCGGGUCGACCCGGUUCCUCCUUUUGGGAGGAGCAGAAGAAGCAUCCUUUGCCGGCCAGCCAGAUGAGCAGCCUGAUCCGCCACAUUGCGACAGCGGCGAAGCACCAACAGAUCUGCAACAGUGCCAGUGGAAGUUCGGCAACGCUGGCCCCAUCGUCCAGUUGGUACAACAGCUCCAACUCCACCACGAUCCUGGGCAAGCGUCCGCGAAAGAAUCAACUGGAAGCGACGGCAGCGGCAACGGCACCAGGUGGAACGACGGCAGCAUCGGGUUCUGUUGGGGAUGUGAAUGCGCCGAGGGCGGACGAUAUAGUGCCCAAUUAUGACACCUAUGUGACCAGCGAACUUACCCACGUGGCCGGGCUCCUGCACACGGAGCUGCGAGAGGUCCAGAACGCCAUCGAUUCGGACGCGACGGAGUCGAGUUCGGGCGGAGAGUCCGCCGACGAAAUGGUCACCUACAACAACACCCAGCAGCGCUCCCUGUCCAUCUCCCGACGAGCUGUUUGGCGCUACUCGAGGGAUCGGGCCGCCAUCGCUCUGCGCUGGUCGUGGCUCUGCGCCCAGCUGACCGACUUGGAGAUGAAGAUCCGCCAGCACAGCGACCUCUACUUGGAGCUGACCCAGACCAAGGGCCAAGUGCAGCUGCUGCCGACGGGCAAGUCCGAAGUCGACCCCCCCGAACCUGCUAAUCAUCAAGGAGACCGCGCCGCGGAAGAGGCCGCGCCCACCGACUGGCUGUGCAGUCGAGCGCGACCCUUGGUCCUGUCGGAGUUCCGGAAGCGCAAGCUCUUCCAGACGACCAACAUGCACACGAUUUCGAAGAAGGCCGCCCGGCCCAGCAACAUCAAGUGCGGCUGCCAGUGGCCCCAGGUGCCCUGUACCCUGUGCACCGGGCGAGCGGAUCCGACGGCGCCCCGCGAGCUGGCCGAGACGAUGAUGCCCGCCACCCGGGUGGCGCUGCUAGACGCUGGCUACCAUCCAGUGCUCAGUUUCGCCAGCGAUGUCAGCCAGAGUGUCCACUUGGAAGCCAUUGCCCGCCAGCCGGACUGGCAGUACCGAGUGAUGCGGAGCCAGGCCAAGGCCAUUGCCAAGAGCGUGUGGAAGGCGGAGCGCGAGGCGCUGGCCUCCGGCGGCGGCACUGGCGGCCAUACCGGCAGCCGGCGAUCGGGCGAUGGUGUCAAGAGGCGUUAUAUUCGACGCAAAGAGCGCAACAAUAACUCAAAUAAGGAUGCGGGCAGUGGAUCUGCAGCAGCAGGAGCUGGAGCUGGAGCUGGAACAGGAGGAGCAGCAGUCGGAGUUGGAGUCAGCGGCGGGGGAGGGGAUAGCGGAAAUGGUACUGGUACUGCUACUACUUCUUCUUCUUCUACUACGCCUACUACAACGCCACUUGUGGCCAACACGGGCAAAAGGCAACAAUCACACAACCAAAACCAAAACCCAACUGGAACGAACAGUUCCAGCUCGCCGUGGACAGACUCUCGCCAACGCCCACGACCACGCCACCACAGUCCCUCCUCAACCUCGAUCUCGGCCUCGAUCAGCGGCGCUAAAAAAUCCCGCAAGUCCACCAAUACCAACAGCAGCAGCAUCAGCACUUCCACCCAGCACCACCACACCACCAACCAUCAUCUGAACGGCUACGGGGAUCGGUUCGGAGAUCAUCAGAGCAACAGCAGCAGGAGUCGCCGCAACUCCUCGCCGUCCCAUGGUCAUCGAAUCGAGAGAACCUCGGAUCGGCGCAUUCGUCCUGUUUACGACAUAGAUAACAUCGUGAUUCCCUACAGCAUGGCUGCCCAGACAAGAGUGGAGAUCCUGCCCUACAAAGAGAUACCUACACCCAAGUGGCGCAUUGUUGACAGCGAUGGUGAUAAGGCGAAGCAGUCGACGCAGACGGAUGAGUCACCGGCCGAGAGCAAGCUCAGCAAUGGCCAGACAACAGGCGACCAGGCACCCCAACCACCAGAACAGCCUCCGAAAGUCAAUGGUCUGCGCCAGAAGCAGAAACAGGAGGCAGUCAGGCACAACAACAACAACAAUAACACAAACGUAAACAACAACAAGAAUGGACUGGUGAACGGGAAUGCCGGCACCGGCAAGGAGGAAGCCAAGGUGGAGGAGAAGACGAUGCCAGAGAAGAGCGACGAGAAGACACCGGCGGAGGAGCCAGCGAAGAAGCCGAAGCUGAAUGGAAAAAUCACAAAGACUCCGAGUGCUAAGGCAGGCGAGACGUCGCCAGCAGCACCAGAGCCACCACUGCCGAAACGACCCAAGCUGGAGAAGGCGAAUGGUCAGGUUGUGGACACACCUGGCCAGAAAGCGGCAGAUAAGCCGGAGGAAGCCAAUACCGAAGAGAAGGAACGGGAAGCUGAGGUGGAGGACCUUUCGGAUGAGGCCUUCAUUGCGCGACACCAUCUGGCCAUGCUCGAGGAGCGUCGGCGGUAUGAGACCUUUCUGAAGUUUCCCUGGACACCCAGGCCACGUGCGAACCGGCGGAUAGAUAGUCGCGCCGAGUCGAGUGGAGCCAACACCCCGGAUCCCGCAUCCCCAGCUCCAGUUGGCGCCGGGGCCAUGGACAACGAAAGCAUCCCCUCGCCGCUGGCCCAUCCGCUCGAGGGCUUCAACGAGAGCGGCGAGCUGAUAGGCACGGGACAGUCGCGUCCCAACCGCCGCCGAACCACCUCCAGCAAGCUGAAGGAGCAAGCGGAGCGGCGCAGCACCACGCCCGACUUGAGGGAGGCUUAUGCGCUGAUGCCACCGUCGCCAUUCGAGCCCCUGCACUUCCCGCUGUCGGAGGAGGUCUACCAGCGGAUGCUGGCCGAAACGUACGCCACACCCAGGUACUUGAACGUCUCGAAGCGAGCGAAGAGCAAGUCAAUAUCCUCGAACUGCGACGGAAGCAGCUCCCAGGGAGCCGGUAGCAAGGGAAGCCGGCGGAGCAGCAAGACGAAGACAAAACUGAACGGCCAGCUGAAUGGGCAGUUGAACGGACACCCGGCGGCCGCGAAGACCAAUGGUCUGGGUGGUGGUGGUGGUGGGAAGGAAGGUGAAAUUUCCGAGCCGGAGGAGGAGGAUAUGCUGCUGGAGGAGGAGGACGACGACUAUCCCAAACACUACUUGGUGCCGCUGGACGAUGAGCAGCAAUCGGCGCCAGAUGCGGAGCAGGACGUGUACGAUGAGGCGAUCAAGGCCUAUCUGGGGGAUCAGGAGGGGAUCGAUGAGGAUCUGGGCAACGAUCCGUUCGAGGACGACGACCCCAACGAUCCAGAAUGGAGGAACCGGACGGACGGCGUUCGCAGCCGGCGUGUCUAGAGUCUAGAGAGGGAAUCCGGAAACCAGAGCCCUAAUCCCCUAAUCCGUAAUAGCUAUCGAUUUCGUUAUUUCACAUUUGUUUUAAACGAUUCGUCAACGUUUUUAAAAACAAUUCAGAGUAGAGGACGCAAGCAGCGCAUCAAUUUUAAUUUGUUUCGAAAUGGAAUUGUUCAACUCACCACAACUUUGCCUACUUUAAGCGAUCUUCUAAGUUAUUUAGUUCUACAAGCCACAAACACACAGAAAGUGAAGAAACACAGAAAUGUACAUACAAGAUACAACACUAGGCUAAGGCAGUUAUUGAUAAAUGUUAACUAAUCGGAAGAGAUAGGGACGUAGAGGUUCGUAGAGAGUAUGAUAUGAUAUGAUAGGCAGUUAGGCAGUUAGGAGAUGCAGAAACCUUCGAUUAAGAAAAAAAAAAACAACACCCGCUUGGGCUUCAAGCCAAAGUGCUUCGAUAAUAAAUUACUAAGUUAACCUUAACACACACAUAUAUAUAUACGCGAGAACACAGUAAAUAUAUUAAAAUGUAAUAUUAAAUGUAAUUACAUUUGAAUGUAAGUGCCGAGAGGGCAGUUGGCAGAAGAUUUGAAAUGUAUUCGCACCUGCACCACACAAAACGAUAUAACUUACAAGAAUCCAAGCAAGAAAAUGAAACGUUAUUCUGUAAAUUGAUGAUCCAGCUUACCGCCUGGCCUGGCACUCUAGUGGCUCAGCACAUUAGGCCUGGCUAUGGGCCCGUAUUUCUUACUAUAUAUAUUAUAUUUUAAAGUUUAUCAAAUGUAACUGUAUAGAGAGGUCCUCCUGGGAGGGAGCGCGAGAAGCGAUCGAACGAUAUAUGUAUGUAUAUGUAUUUUUAGUUGCCUAGGCGUUUUCAUUUCUACCUUAAAAGUUAGUUGCUAAUUCUAGAGAUUAAAAAUUAAAACAAAAACAACAAAAAAAAAAACUAAAGAAUACCUAGUGCGGCUAUGUCCGGAACAAAUGUUUAUUCAAUUUCGUUUUCUACUGUACUGCUAGAGACGAGUUUCGUUCGUUAAUACUUGAGAAACAAUUCAACCAUAAUGUGAAGAUUACCAAGGAGCGCAGAAAUACAGAAAUACAAAAAUCUAUAUUCAUAAAAACUA
Messenger RNA from Drosophila ananassae, 6119 nucleotides. RefSeq names its product flocculation protein FLO11 (gene nsl1). Gene Ontology annotation, cellular component: NSL complex. Gene Ontology annotation, molecular function: histone acetyltransferase binding. The transcript has 9 exons. The record is from RefSeq and is a predicted model, not a curated record. NCBI's taxonomy places the organism in Eukaryota, Metazoa, Arthropoda, Insecta, Diptera, Drosophilidae. The coding region runs from base 343 to 4995 and encodes 1550 amino acids.